Molecule: messenger RNA, 4493 nt
Organism: Hemicordylus capensis (graceful crag lizard)
Lineage: Eukaryota; Metazoa; Chordata; Lepidosauria; Squamata; Cordylidae
Product: voltage-gated hydrogen channel 1-like
Exons: 1
Coding region: 1315-1932 (205 amino acids)
Biological process (GO): proton transmembrane transport
Cellular component (GO): plasma membrane
Molecular function (GO): voltage-gated proton channel activity
Source: RefSeq, a predicted model, not a curated record
AGCUGUGGCCUGUAAACAGACGUAGAACCAACCAGACCCUUCACUGGUAACAUUGUAUCUGCCUCAGUGGAUCUCAACAUAACAAAACAACAACAUUGCUGUACAGGUCCAACUGACACCGAUGAAGUCUUCACAUAUGGUAACACUGAAAAGAAAGAGUGAAAUAGAGUUCAAAUACCCCUGACUGCUACAAGUUCAGUUAUAGGGGGAAGGGGAUGAAAUGGCAUGGAGUGUGUAGGAAUUUGGCAGAGGUAAAAAGACAAUGCAUCUAGGCAGAUUAUGAUGAUGAAAUGGCUACAUUGCCAACUUCUGUAUUGGCCUUUAACUACAACUACAUGUUUUGACAUUAAUAGCCGAUUAUGCUUAUCUCCAUCCUGUGGAAGGCUUCACCUGCUGAUUUCUGCAGAUCAUGCUGCUAUUGAAGGCAAAAGAACAGGCCAGCCUGUUUCUUUUUUAGUCACUUGGAAACCCUGGAAUGGCACAGAAAGUAAAAGAGCUGAGCAGAUCUCAUCAGUGGGCUUUUUAGCCUGUUGAAGUGCAAUGAAGUGUGUGUUUAAAUGCUGAUGUGUAUCAUAUUGGAGCAUCACAGAUGAGGCAUUCACUAGAAAAAGAAAGGAGAAGCUUCUUCUUAUAAAAAGCUUAUAAAACUCACUAGCAGCUUUAAGAGGAUGGAUUUUGCCCACAAUCUUCAAAUUGCUUGUUUAAAAAAAUCAGACUAAUCUUGUGUACACCCUCAGUUGUUAGUACUUUGGCUGGGAAAUAGAUAGUAUUUAUUGCCUGCUGCACUGAACCAUUAGUCACAAGUAUUAAUUAGUCAAAUAUACACACACUUAUGUGCUCCACAUGUAAUUCUGUUACAUUCAUUUUGGUAUAACCAGGACAUAAGCAAAUUGUGUGAAAAUCAAGUAUGGUUGGAGUCAUAUAUUUUCUAAAUUAGUCUCUAAAAUUGAAACUUCAUUCUGGCCAAAGCAUAUUUAGCAGGCACAGUAUCACAAAGCAUAAUCUUCGAUCAGCUGUAAGGGCACUGGGCCUGAGGAGGGCCAUCCACCAGCCCUGCCCUGGACCAGAUGUACCUGUCCCACCAGAAAUGGCAGCAGAAGCCGGUAGCCCCAGCUGAGCAUCCAGGCUGCAGUUCUAAGCAAGCUUGAUCUGCUCCCAGGAGUCUAGGAGAGCUGCUGCUAAGUUGCUCAGGAGUUCCAGGAUUUGCCGCUGCUGCUGCUAAGAAGUGAAGCAGCAAAGACCUUACGUGAACACGAGAGAGAGAGAAACAAAAAAAUUCCUUUCUGCAGAGCGGUAUAUGUUUGAGCCACAGCCAUGUCGGCAUACUUGAGGCAUUUCUCAGUUGUGGGUGAUGAUCUUGACCAGUUAAGUACAUGGGAGUGGAAAGAAGAAGAUGGAAGGAGGACACCGGAGGUCAUCAUUAAAGUAGAUACUGUACCUGGGCCACUAACUUUCCGGGAGAUGAUGAGAAAGCUGUUCCAUUCAAACACAUUUCAGAUUGUAGUUGUCUGUUUUGUUAUCUUGGAUGCCUUGUUUACAAUUGGGCUAAUGCUUAUGGAUUUUAAGGUCAUCCAUCCAGACAAAGAUGAUAUUGCACCAAAGGUCUUACACUACCUGAGUUUUUUAAUUGUAACCCUCUUCCUGAUGGAAGUUGCCUUUAAACUCUUUGCCUAUCGCCUGGAAUUCUUCCACCAUACAUUCGAAGUCCUGGAUGUCAUAGUGGUCAUCAUUUCUUUUGCCCUCGACAUCACUGUCCUGGUUGAAGAACGUGACUUUGGAGGCCUUGGAUUUCUUAUCCUUCUCAGGCUGUGGCGAGUGGCCAGGAUUAUAAAUGGAAUACUUAUUUCUUUUAAGAAACGCUCAAGACGUUUACCCCUGAAACAAUCCAAUCUCCAGAAUACCCCAAAGAUCCAACAGCUAGAAAGGAGCUGAGCAGAGAAGGAGCUAGAGCUGCAAGUGGCAGAGUGUGCUGUGCAUUAACCUUAGCAGCCGCAAUGCUUCACCAGUGUUUUGUGGUCUUAGAAGUGGAAGAGCAGAGGCACAUAGGCAAUAUGCAUGUGCAGGUACAUUGCUGCAUUUUGCAUUGGAAAGACUGUCUCUGGCCCAUGCAGUAAAGAAACUGAGCUUGGCUUGCUCUACUUAAUUGUGGUAGCAACAGCCAACAGCUCAGGAAAAGAAAGUUACUGAAUAACUUGCUGACUGUGCAGUCCUACUCUGAAGCAGCAGCAGGUUAUGUGGUGCCAGAGUGAGGAGUACUCUCCAAGUUCAACAAUGUGUGUAUGAAAGAGAGACUUGCAUGCAGAGAUUCACCCUCUUCUUCCUUUCUCUUCCCUCCAUUUCUUCUGUAUUCAAUUUCCAUUUUAUUUUGUGGCAUUUUAACUUGCUUAUUUUCUCUCCCCCCCCACCCCAUUUAACACAAAGUUACUAGAGAGUCAGUCCAAUUUGGUUUAAUGGAAUUUACUUCUAGUAUGCUUACAGUUGCACAUGUACACACACAGAAAAAGAGACAUCCCCUUUCUUUCCCUCCAGUUGUUAUGUUUUCCUUCUUGUGAUAAAUAUCUCAGUUCUCCCCUGCCAUCCUUUUAAUGGCCUGCCUUAUUUACAGUAGAUUCUUUCCUUUCCCUACUAUCCUUAAGUAGAGCAAGCCAAGCUCAGCAGUAAUCAUGUUGUGAAAUUUGUGUUAUCCUCAGUUACUGCUGUUGUGAACUGUAAUGCCUAGUUAAUUCUGUUGUGAAUUGCAGUAUCUAAACAAACUUUAUAUGUUUGGCGAAUACCAAUUUGCAUGGCUGGACCAAAUACCUGUUCUGCAAUCUGCAGCAUUUGAAAGUACUUCUCCAUUGUCAAGUCCCAAGAGUAUUUAUUGUUUAGUAAACUAGUUACAUGCAGUAGUGAUACUUCCAAUAUUGCUGCCUUUGAAUCUUGACAUUAAAAGAUUUGCAGCAGAGUGGAUUAUGGUAUGGUAGCCAUACAAUUUUGAAAUCGCAGCUUUAAAGAACAGUUCACUCUUCAUUCUGAAAGUGUAACUAUUUCAUAAGAGCCUUAAAAAAAAAUUGAAUUCAAGGCCAUGGGGAAAGUCCCCCACUGCUCCGAAAAGCUUCCGGGCCUUCACACCUUUGUGACACACCUUUGCCUGGAUUGACUUAGAUUUUGGCUUUUUGCCACAGCUGUUUUCAGCUGCCUUUCUAACUGGAGAGGAAUUGAUUCUGGCUGUUUGGUUUUGAUGUGUACAUUUUCUGCUUAUUCCUUAUAUAUUUGUUGUGUUGUAUAUUAUUUAGAAAGCCAAUUGAGUUCAAAGUUUGUAUUGUUGGAAAGCAUUGGUUACUGAAGCAUGCCAGUUACUCGCAACUAACAUGCUUGCUAUAAUUAAGAUGGUCCAAAGAAAGUACAGUGCUCCCAGUGGUGAGGUAUUUUUGCAUUGCCACCCAUUAUGAGAGUCAUAUUAGAAGAGUAUUGUUCUAGUUUUAAAGGGGAAGGCCAAAGAAGGAUUGGUUUAAUGCUGGUUUUGUUGAUCUCUAGCUACUGUUAUGGGCCUAGGACCUCUUUUUACUGGUUUCUUUUCAGAGCUGUUCUGUUGGUUAGAUGAAGCUUUGCCUGCCUUUCUAUUUGGUUGUUUUUUAUUGUGAUAGUUUUAUGUUUUUAUUGUGAUAGUUUUGAUAGUUAUUUAGUUUAUUAUUAGCCCCUGAUUUAUGUUUGAAGGUAAAACAGGUUGAUUUUGGGGAAAUAAAUAAAUAAAUAAAUAAUCUUGGUGCAUGCUUUGUUAUAGUUUUAGAGCCAUCUGCAAUAUGCAGAUAUUGCCCCUGCAUAAUUUGAUAUGCUGUCCAUUCAAGAUACAUGGCUUUCUGGAGAUUGUGCAGCUUUCUGUGAAAGCCUCAGGAGGUAGCCAAAGGAACAGAGUGUGCUUAUUUUUAAGAAGUGGGGUUAAUCAUCCCCAGGAAGGAGCAUAUGCUCUUCAAGAACUUACUUAUGUAACUACGGCGCUAAUUCACUGCACUAUCAUUGGAUGAUGCUUAUAGUUGUGUCCCAGCUGGACUUCCAAGAGGCACUGAUUAUACUUUAGGCCAGAACAAUGUGUCUCUGUGUUCAGAUAGUGGAGCAGCUGCAGCACAAUGAACUAGAACAAGACUGCUUCUCAAUACAUCAAGUCACCUUCACUUUGUUGUAGAAGAUGGAUAGUUAUAAUGCAUUCAAUUAGGGUAAUGAGAUGCAAUAGAGGGCAGAUCUACUGUAUGUUUGAUAGUUGUGUAGAAGAAGGGAUUUUGGCAGGUGCAACUUUUCUCACUCUUGAUGCCUUGUGAACCUGCCUGUAGUCAUUUCUCUUCAAAGCUAUCAAAAGCCAACAAUCCAGUCAUCUGUUGCAAUAUGAUCAUAAUGCCCUCCACAUUUCACUUUUUCAGCAUGUUAGCUGCCUUGGUUGUUUGUUUGAAUGGUUUAUAUACCACCUUUCAGGCUAAAGCCUCUCAGAGCAGUUCAUAUGCAUUUAAAAGAUCUAUAAA